UACCGCUGACAUCACUAACUAGCCAGUUCCCUCCAGCAGCACCAGAGAGCUUCAUUUUCUGAUCUGCUUUUGUGUUAAAAUGGAGGCUGGCUCCUUGCCUUAAGUGGAUUGCCUUCCUGGUCGAGUUUAGAUGUUGACAUGCACUAAAGCUGGAAUCAGGAUGGUUGUGGAUGCACCUAAUUCCAAUGGGCCUUUCCAGCCAGUGGCUCUUAUGCACUUCAGAGACUGUGCUCCGGCGGAGCAGGAGAAGCUGUUUUUGCAGAAGCUGCGCCAGUGUUGCGUGCUCUUUGACUUCCUGUCGGACCCACUAAGUGACCUGAAAUGGAAGGAGGUGAAGCGUGCGGCGCUGAGCGAGAUGGUCGAGUACAUCACCCACAACAGGAACGUCAUCACAGAGCCCAUCUACCCAGAGGUGGUGCACAUGUUUACGGUGAACAUGUUCCGAACGUUGCCACCGUCAUCCAACCCCACAGGAGCAGAGUUUGACCCGGAGGAGGACGAGCCUACACUUGAGGCUGCUUGGCCACAUCUCCAGCUCGUCUACGAAUUUGUCCUUCGGUUUUUAGAAUCUCCUGACUUUCAACCGAACAUAGCAAAGAAGUACAUCGACCAAAAAUUUGUGAUGCAGCUUUUAGACCUGUUUGACAGUGAGGACCCACGGGAGAGGGACUUCCUCAAAACCACUCUCCACAGGAUCUAUGGGAAAUUCCUGGGACUACGGGCCUACAUCAGAAAACACAUCAAUAAUAUAUUUUAUAGGUUUAUCUAUGAGACUGAGCACCAUAAUGGAAUAGCAGAAUUACUGGAGAUACUCGGAAGUAUAAUCAAUGGGUUUGCCUUACCACUAAAAGAGGAGCACAAGAUUUUCCUGUUAAAGGUCCUGUUGCCUUUGCACAAAGUCAAAUCACUUAGUGUCUACCAUCCACAGCUGGCAUACUGUGUUGUGCAAUUUCUAGAGAAGGACAGCACUCUCACUGAACCAGUGGUAAUGGCCCUUCUCAAAUACUGGCCAAAGACUCACAGCCCCAAAGAGGUGAUGUUCCUCAAUGAGCUGGAGGAGAUUCUGGAUGUCAUUGAGCCGUCUGAGUUCGUCAAGGUCAUGGAGCCACUCUUCAGGCAGCUGGCAAAGUGUGUGUCCAGCCCGCACUUCCAGGUAGCAGAGAGAGCUCUGUACUACUGGAACAAUGAGUACAUCAUGAGUCUAAUCAGCGACAAUGCAGCCAAAAUCCUGCCCAUCAUGUUCCCGGCACUCUACCGUAACUCCAAGACCCACUGGAACAAGACCAUCCAUGGCCUCAUCUACAACGCUCUCAAGCUCUUCAUGGAGAUGAACCAGAAGCUGUUUGAUGACUGCACACAGCAGUUCAGAGCAGAGAAAAAUAAAGAAAAGGCCAAGUCAAAAGAGAGGGAAGAGGCCUGGCUCAAGAUUGAGAACCUUGCCAAAUCCAAUCCACAUUUUCUUAUGUGUGUUGAUUCCACUGUCCUCAAUGGACCAGUAGAAAUGGAGUCUGAUGGUCUAUUAACCUCUGAAGAAGUUCACAGGUUAAAAAAGACAGUAACGGAAGAAUCCACUCAGGUAAAUAGAGACCAGAGAAAAGACCGUCCUCUGGUGCAGCGCGACUCGGAUCUCCCUCAGGAUAUCUACACCGCAAAAGCCUUGGAGACCCAUCGCCGCGCCGAUGACAUGAUCACCACCCACAAUGGGCUCUAGGUCUGCCCCUCCUCUCUCUUCUCUUCUGUCCAGUCCCCUAAAGGAGUACCCUCGCCCCUCCACACCCCACCUCCCAACCCACACAGCACAUUCAAAAUACUGGCUCGCUUUCCCUAUCUCGCCAGUACACUGCCCCACCUCCCUCGGAUUUCUGCUUUCUCUGGUGUUUAUUUUGGGGGGAGGGGUGGGGCCGCAACUCUUUUAGCUGUCGGUCCUGCGGAGUCAUUGUUUUCCUUAUUGUUUCCGCUGAAUUGUGCAUAAAACAGUAUAUCGGCUCAUCCCUCCCUGCUCUUAUUGUAUGAAUGAAAAUGGGGACAUUUCGUUCCACCUGCGACAUGACAAGCUCAUGUGAAAUGCACAACAAACGUAGAGAGCAAAAACUGAAUGAGGGAGACUUAUUUUCGUCUUCUGUUUUCUGUCAAGGGGAAACAACCAAAAACAGAUGGUUAGAUGGAGGGGUAGGACUGUUGGAUCGACUUUCUGGACUUAAUUUUUAUCCCAGGGACAUCUGCCAGUGCCAAGACCAUUUGUGUACUUUUUUUUGUUUCUGCGUCUAUUUUUCUCUCUGUGAUUUUAACAAGGGCGACUAGCUAGGUAGUGCCUGCGUUGUUUGCCUUCAUUUUUUUGGCCUCGGAUGUUUUGACAAUUGUUUUUAAUAAGCUGUUUUAAUAAGCUGUUUUUAAUAAAGUGACUGAUCCAUCUGUUCUGAUGAAGUCACAUUGUGACAGGGAUUGAGAGAGGGAGGAAGGGAUGUUCUCUGUGGACACUAGACUCUUUACACUCUACAGUUUGUGCCAUAUAAAAGUUUUAUUUUGUCUUAUUUCCUUUCUCAUACCCAUCUGUUGAAUUCCAUCUACAAUAUGUGAGCUGGAAAUUUCACAGUGAAAUUAUUGACAGAAAUAUUGACAGUUCAAACAAUGGUACAACCAAUGGUUUAUUUCAUAUAUAGAAACACAUUGGGUGGUUGUUAGUUUCCACCCUUUUUGUCAUACUCAAAAGCCCCUCUUAGACAUUUCAACAUCUGUAGCCGGUUUUUACUGGAAUCACAUUAUGACACCUUACCUGGGGGUAUUACAUAAUGAGUAGUUAUUUGGGAUGCAAGAUGAUUUGUAGAUCAGUGUUUCUGCGCAGCCUGACUGCAAUCUAGUCCGUCUUAAAUGCAUACCCCACUGGGCACACACUGGUUGAAUCAAUGUUUCCAUGUAAUUUCAAUGAAAUUAAGUUGAACCAAUGUGGAAUAGACAUUGAGUUGAUGAUCCAGGCUUCAGCAGUCCUGGAGCUACUUGCUAGUCAGGCAUUGACCUCCAUUUAUUUCAGAGGUACCCAUGAUAUCAAUGUCGUGUUCAUCUCGUAUCCCCCCCAGCAUGCUCACUAUUCCUCCUGUUGUUUUUUAAAUUAUUACCACCACCCUCUUAUCCAGAUGUGCUUCUCUGUGGAGCUGAAUGGACUGUCCAUUGCCAAUAAUAUAUACUGAUUCACAGGCACAUUCACAGAGAUAGUAGAGACCGAGCGGUGAUUCCAGACCAGAAUAACUCUUGGAAGUAGAUGAAUCGUGUAGUUGUUAAGAAAAAGUAUAUUGAACUACCUAAAAAGCACUUCCUGAAAACUUGAAAGAUGUGACAUGUUUCUGUAUAUUCAAUGAAGCUCUGUAUCCCAUUGACUACAUAUGUACAGUCUAUUCUGGAAGCUGUCAAAUCCAGGAGUUUUGGACAUUAACAUUUACAAGUGGGUCAUCUCUUGAACCAUUGUUUGAACUUCCAAAUCUAGCAUGGGUAUACAAACUGUAAUGUGUUUUGUGUUGUCCCUGGUAACUUAUAGCCUGGAUGCUAGUUUUAGCAUUGUAGCUGCCAAUGGAAAUGGCCAAUGCUAAAACAGACAGAUCGAGGCUUGGCAACUGUAUUAUUCAUAUUUGCUUGAAUGGAAAAUGUGUACAUUUAUACAACCAAUGUUAAACAUGUAUUUUUUCCCCUGGAAGAAUGGCACUCACCAAAACAAUUUCUAUCAUAAAAGAAUAUAUUUGCUUUUUAUUUAACGGUAUUGGUUUAAGAUAUGUUAUCAGUUUGCAUUUUGUUUGUGUUCGAACUGUUGUUUUUGUGUAGACCCAUAGAUAAAUGACUCGUAAAACAAGUUAGACGGGAAAAAAAUGUUGGUGACUGUUUUUCUAAAUUCUUUGCUUGACCGCAGCAUCUUUGCAGGAUUUUAGUUGAACAUGUACUUUACAAAAUAUAAUAACUUGACAAGUGUCCUUUUGUAUGUGACCUGUACUAUAUGGCUUCAUUUAAUAUUGUAUACAUAUGAUUUACUUUGUUUUAUGUAGUGUUAUCGAUCUAGAUUUUGUACAAAAUGGUCCUCUGUACAGAAUAAAACAUCAAUAGCAAUGACAAGAAGUCAAUGUGGCACAUACAUUCUUUUCCUCUUUCACUUGUAACUUUGCAUUAUUAAAUAUAAGUCAUAAUUGUAUCUAUUUGAACUCUUCAAGGUUUGUUCCCUAUUCAAAAUGUCUUUGACCAGAUUUCAGUCCAUAGCCUUUGAGCUUUUCUCACAGUUUCAAGUGGUAUACAUCUAUAUUGAAUGAAUAAAGAGAAUAUUUGAUUUUAUAUUUUCAACCAUA
Oncorhynchus masou masou (cherry salmon) is the source of this 4322-nucleotide messenger RNA. Its product is annotated as serine/threonine-protein phosphatase 2A 56 kDa regulatory subunit gamma isoform-like. The record is from RefSeq and is a predicted model, not a curated record. Bases 131 to 1711 code for a protein of 526 amino acids. Lineage: Eukaryota; Metazoa; Chordata; Actinopteri; Salmoniformes; Salmonidae. Gene Ontology annotation, biological process: protein dephosphorylation; signal transduction. Gene Ontology annotation, cellular component: protein phosphatase type 2A complex; cytosol; nucleus. The transcript has 14 exons. Gene Ontology annotation, molecular function: protein phosphatase activator activity.